Messenger RNA from Drosophila ficusphila, 3260 nucleotides. RefSeq names its product ATP-binding cassette sub-family G member 8. Lineage: Eukaryota; Metazoa; Arthropoda; Insecta; Diptera; Drosophilidae. Gene Ontology annotation, molecular function: ATP hydrolysis activity; ABC-type transporter activity; ATP binding. The transcript has 8 exons. The record is from RefSeq and is a predicted model, not a curated record. The coding region runs from base 380 to 3118 and encodes 912 amino acids. Gene Ontology annotation, cellular component: plasma membrane.
CGAGCUCCGAGAGAGUUGUGUCCACCGAUCCGCGGUUCGCGUCACUCUGUUUUUUUCUUUCGGCGCCCCAACAAAGAAUUCCCAGCAGAAAAUAACAAUAAAAAAAACAUUCAACACUUAUGGAAAUCUAAUUGAAAUGUUUACGGCUUAACGGGCAAAAAGUAUAUAUACACAAAGGCGAAUAUAUUUUUUAAUGGCCACCGGGAAGUGCAUGCAAAUGUGCUUACUUGUUGACUCGCGGAAUAUCCAAUAGAUACGAAAAGUGGCAAAAAAUACAAGUGACGUGUGUGCAGUGCAAGUGUGUGUGUGUGUAUGGUCUAUAUGGUCUAAAUGAAAUAUGCAGACAUCGGUGUAGCCAGCAGAUCGACAUUGUAAUAUCAUGGAGCUGAGCAACUUUUCGAGCGGCAAGAAGAUGUCACGCGAGGAGCGACGCUACUCGGUGCCCCACGGACCCAAUACUCCGCUGCCACCGGCGGCAUCCGAGGACCUGCACGCCUGGUCCAUCUACAGGCAAAACCUGAACUCUGACUUCACCGAUUCGGCUCUCGGGUCUUCGGACAAAUCACCGCUGCCAUAUGGAAACUUCCAGCUACGCGAUACCACAGUUCAAUCGAUCUUAAACCAUCCGCGCUACGGACCCAAAUCUCCCCUGGGCUCAAAUAUGUACACAUACUUGAAGUUUGGACUGCCGCGCGUCUUUCCACCCAACGCCGGAUCGCAGCGCUCGCAUCGUCCUGGUCCGGGACCGGGAUCGGGACCUGGCCACGGUCACGGUGGCUCCAGUGCUCUGGGCGGAGUACGGGGACGGGUGAACCGGGCGUUCAGGGACAGCUCGGGAGUGCCGGCGGGAGCAGGGAGCAGUGGCUACGACAGCAGCGACAACGAGACGACCCGCAGCAGGGUGCCGCCGAACCUGCGGAAGUACCGCAGCGAAUCCGACUUCCGUGCCAUCGGCGGCAUGCCACACUCGCGUCCGGAGUCCAGGGCUCAAAUCGGAGGAGGAGGCGUUCCCAUGGCGGCGCUCCGGCAGGCGAACAGCCGGGCGAGCAUCGCGGUGGGCCAGCACCACCACCAGAUGCAGCAGCACCAGCAGCAGCAGUACGGCAAGCACUACGGGCACAGGUCGCACAGCGAGGCGGAUCUGCUGGGAGCGGGAUUGAGCCAGGUGGAUGGCGUCAAUCUGGGCUACGACUACAACGAGGCCAGGUUGUACGGCAGCUCCAGGCAGUACGGCAAUGGAAACGGAAUCAGCCACAAUCCGGGCAGCCGGAAGCAGUCGGGCAUGGGCCUCAUCUACCCGAACAUCCAGGUGCACUGCCUCGACGUGAAUCCCUGCCUGCGCGGCGUUUCCAUGCAGGCCAAGGCCGGGGACCUGUUCGCCAUCAUGGCCACCUCGCAGCGGGAGGGAAGUGCUCUGGCGGAGUGCUUGGCGGGAUUGAGCGAGCGGCUGGGCGGCGAGAUCCUCAUCAACGGACAGCAGGUGAGUCGCCGCGGUCUGCGGGAGCUCUGCAGCUAUGUGCCGGCCCUGGAGGUCUCCUCGCUGGAUCCCCGGAUGAGUGUCCAGUGCACCCUGAACUUCCACGCUGCGCUGCGAGGUCCGCUGGAUCGCAGCGAUCUGGAGGAGCGCAUGGAUGUGCUCAUCGAGGACUUGGGGCUGAAUACGGUGCGGGCCUCCAAUGUGUCCACUCUGACCCACUCGGAGAAGCAGCGGCUGAGCGUGGCCUGCCAGCUGCUGGCGCAGUCUUCGCUGCUGAUCCUCGACCAGGUGACCAGCAACAUGGACAUCUUCGACACCUUCUUCCUGGUGGAGUACCUGCGCCAGUGGUGCAGCGGCGGUCGCAUCGUGAUCAUGACCCUGCAGCCGCCCACCUUUGAGAUCCUGUCCAUGUGCUCCGGCGUGCUGCUGCUCUCCGGCGGAAGGACCGUCUUCUCCGGCAGUCGAGCGGACUUGCCGCGUCACAUGGGUGAACUGGGUUAUCCCUGUCCGCCCUUCAAGAACCCAGCGGAUUAUUACUUGGACUUGGUCACCCUGGACGACCUCUCGGCAGCCGCCAUGCUGGAGUCCUCGGCGCGCAUUGAAUCCCUGGCCAAUGCCUGGGACCAGAUCAACUCGGAGCCUCCGCUGGCUGCUCCGCCUGCCUCGCUGCCGAACUUCACCCUGAAGGCCGGAUUCUUUGGCCAGAUUAGUGCCCUGAUCAAACGAUUCGCUGGCUACAAGCAGCCGGGAUCGCUGCUCACCUGGAUCAGCAAGCUCAUCUCAGCUGCUGUGCUUUCCCUCUGCAUUGGAUGCAUCUUUUGGGAUGUGCCGGCCUCGGAUCCGCAGCUCAGUUACCACGAUCGACUGGGCUACCACCAUUGCGUCAUGGUGCUGAUGUACUGGCCACUGGUCAUGCUCACCAUUCGGGACACGCAGGAGGAUCGUCGUCAUGCGGAGCGGGACAUCCGGUUGGGAUUAUACACUCGCAGUCUCUACAUCAUAGUGCAGAGUCUUCUGGGCCUGUUCCCCAGUCUGUGUAUCUGGUUGGCCUACCUACUUCCUGCCCACAGCAUGGCUGGACUUUACACCUACUCCAACAGCAGCGACACGGGCAUCUACUUGUACAUGGGCUACAUGCUGCUCUACUUGACGCUCAUCCAGACGGUGGCCCUGUUCUGUGCCCACCUGCUGCCCUGCAAGGUUUGGGCCAGCAUUGUCAAUGGGUUAAUUAGCCUGGCAGUUUCCUCAGUGGGAGGCUACCUAGUGCAUCCACAAAAUCUGGCCAAGUUUUGGUCCUGGCUGCAGUUCGUCUCCCCGGAAAGAUGGCUGCUUCCUGUCCUGGUGCAGGAUGAGUACAGUGCCGAGACCUUGUCCAACUCCGCCGGACUGCAGUUGUGCCGCAACAAGCAGGUGCAGCACCAGGAGAUCAUUGUCCAGCAGCCCUGCCCGCCGCCCAACGGCACCCAAGUGCUAGUCGACUUCGAGCUGCUACCCCAGCAGCACGUGCUGGAUCCCACUGACAGCUAUGACCAGACCACCUCGAUGGCCCUGGUCCUCGGUUCGGUGCUCGUCUUCUUCGUCACCUUCAUCGUAUUUUUGUGCAAUUGUCGCGGCGCCUGCCGGAGGAAGCGGAGUCGGUAGGCCACUAAUCGCGACCAGGAGCUGGCCAGGAUCUGGAAUCCGAAUGACCAAUGGCCCAGCGUCCCGAACUGUACAUUCCAUAGGAACUAAUUUUUUAAAUAAAUAGUGUUUAGUCGAGGCAGCGUUCGUUUAACUAACUAAA